Messenger RNA from Iphiclides podalirius (scarce swallowtail), 423 nucleotides. The record is from the annotation of a GenBank genome assembly. NCBI's taxonomy places the organism in Eukaryota, Metazoa, Arthropoda, Insecta, Lepidoptera, Papilionidae.
AUGGCGUGGGCUCCUUUCAUGGUCCUUAUUUCAUGGAUCAAUGCAUUUGAUGACACAGAACGCGACAAAACUUUAGACCUUAAAAUUGGAUUCGACUUUGCUCCCAAUUCAAAUGGAAAUCCUUCUCUACGAAUAAGGCGUUAUGCUGCAGGUGACAUCCACAAAAAGGAUGUGGUGUCUAAGCCAUCGAUAAGGGCAGAUUCAAUUAGUGACAGCGAUGAAAAAGAUAAAUCACGUUCUAAUUCUCAUUCAAAUAAAAAAGUGGAACCCAUAAUUCCGCCAAGUAACGAAGAGGAAUCAAGUAAUGAGUCUAAUAGAAAAGAGGUUAGAAGUACAAAAGGUCUACGUGCUAAUGAAUACGAGCCAGAAGCAAAUCCAAAGAUUCAUGGUAGGUCAAUGGAGAUGGAUUCCGAAUCUGACGAA